UAAAAAUCGGCACUGAUGAGAUUGCACGUGUAGCGCAGGCUUUGAAACCUCGUUACCACUUUGCUGGGGGCGAGGGCGUUUUCUAUGAAAGAGCUCCUUACCGUAACACGCCACUUCUUAGCGCCUCUUCACACGUGACUAGAUUUUUGGGCUUAGCCGAGUUUUCUAACGCUGCCAAGCACAGAUAUAUUUAUGCCUUUAACGUUUUGCCGAUGAGUAAAAUGAAACUUUCAUUGUUGCUUGAACAGCCAAUUGGCACAACGGAAAAUCCGUUUGCACGAAAUACUUUUAAUGAAAGUAAUUCUUAUUUAACUCCCCAGAAAAGUUAUUUUUAUGCUGAACAAGAAAAUUUUCCCAAGAGAAAAAGCGGCGCAAUGACUCCGCCGGGAUACGUUUGCCGCCUUUGCAAAGUUCCCGGCCAUUUUAUACACGACUGCUCUCUUUAUGUUUGCAAACGCGUGCAGUACCAAAAAGAGCCGGAAGAGGACUGCUGGUUCUGUUUAAAGAGUCCCAACAUCGCUAAAAAUCUUAUUGUGCAUGUUGGCGAACAUUUUUAUUUGGCAUUGGCUAAAGGUCCGCUUGUGGAUGAGCAUUUGCUUAUUCUACCAAUCAGUCAUGUCUCCUGUUCCAUAGAAUUGACCAAUGAAGAAACAGAGGAGCUUAAAAGAUACAACUUUUGUAUAUAUAAUGCUGGCUAA
Messenger RNA from Zophobas morio, 698 nucleotides. RefSeq names its product CWF19-like protein 1. The transcript is spliced from 9 exons. The record is from RefSeq and is a predicted model, not a curated record. Gene Ontology annotation, biological process: mRNA splicing, via spliceosome. Gene Ontology annotation, cellular component: post-mRNA release spliceosomal complex. Lineage: Eukaryota; Metazoa; Arthropoda; Insecta; Coleoptera; Tenebrionidae. Bases 213 to 698 code for a protein of 161 amino acids. Gene Ontology annotation, molecular function: nucleic acid binding; RNA lariat debranching enzyme activator activity; zinc ion binding.